UUUGGGCCGGCUCAUUCCAGCAGGUGACUGUUUGAGCCACUGUACGGAGAGUUUUUCCAUUCCGGUACUGACGAUCCUGCAGCUGCUUCAGCAGGUGUUUGUUCUUCUGACAGAAAAGAUUCUGCAAGAUGAAUAAACAAUACACAUCAGUGAGUCCCACCGACGUCAGCGUGAAGACUGAGAACGGACCUCAACCAAAGAAAUACCGCUACGUACGCAAAGAAGGCAACUGUAACGUUGUGUUCCGCCAUGUUCCUGAGGAGUGGCUGCUGUUUGUGACCGACAUCUUCACCACCUUGGUGGAGAUCAGAUGGAGGGUGAUGUUCCUGAUCUUUGCUCUCUCUUACAUCCUGUCAUGGCUCUUCUUCGGCAUCCUCUACUGGGUCAUUGCUCUCGUUCACAAUGACAUGAAAGAUCACACAAAUGACCCCUGCGUGUACGAAGUGCGCAGCUUCACGGCUGCUUUCCUGUUCUCGCUUGAAACUCAAACCACCAUUGGCUACGGUUUCAGGGGAAUGUCCGAGAACUGCAUGAUUGCCAUCGUCGUAGUCACUAUACAAGAUGUCAUCAGCUGCUUCAUCGACACGUUCGUCAUCGGAAUUGUUGUCGCCAAAAUGGCCUCGGCCAGAAAGAGGGCGCAGACGGUGGGCUUCAGUAACUGCGCUGUCAUCAACCUACGUGAUGGUCAUUUGUGUCUUUCCUGGAGAGUUGGCGACUUUCGUAGACACCACCUGGUGGAGGGGACGGCUCGUGCCCAGAUUGUCCAUUCCACGGUACACGCAACGGGGAAAAUGGACGUGACCUACGAAGAUCUGGUCAUCCAGCAGAGGGACGUUGUCCUGGUCACACCUACCACCAUUUUCCACAGGAUCGAACCGGGCAGCCCUCUCCACAACAUGAGUUUGGUAGAUCUGCGCAAAGCAGACUUUGAGCUUGUGGUGUCUUUCACUUACACGGACGACUCCACAGGUAUGCUGCAUCAGACCCGAACCUCGUACACUCCAGCUGAAAUCCUCUGGGGUCAGCUGUUUCAGGAGAUGAUCAGGGUCAGCAGGAGGCACUACAGGGUGGAUUACACCUUGUUCAAUCACACCGCUAAGGUGCUGGUUCCCGAAGUCAGUGCUGAAGAGUAUGAACACAAAAAGAUGCUGCGGCCCUCUCCUCGACACUCACCUCGACAUUCACCUCGGUCUUCUCCGCGACAUUCACCUAGAGUUACUCCAUGCCCCUCUCCAAAGUCAAAACGGCAAAGUCAUCACGAACAAUUUCUGAAACCCCCGGCAGUAACUGUGGAACUUGUGAACGAUAGUCACCCUGAUCCAAUUGUCUCAACAUCUCAAGCACAUCAACAUCACGACACUUUGACUCUGCCAAAUGACAUCACGAGUCAAGAAAUAUAAAGGCAGAUUAUUUCUGUUAAGAGGAAUCUGAAGGAUGCUACUGAAUCUCAUUCACUGUCAGAAUCUGUUUUUUAGCAUGUGACACUCCAACGUCUGUCUUUUGAGUAUCAAAGCCUCAACCCUUCUAGGCCUGAAAGAUGGCGCCCAUUCCAAUAAUACACCUUGUAGACUAUAUGGAGCGAUGCUUAGCUGUUCAGGGUUAAUGCUGAUGUUAGGAUGCUAACAUGGUCCUAAUGACGUUGCUAAUAUUGUAAAGUAUUGCAUGUAUAAUGUUUACUAUGUUCGCCAUCUCAGUUUAGCAUGUUAGCAUUCUAACGACUCUUUCGUUGGUCUAGAAGACUUCGGCGUGUCGCUCAAUGGUUACUCCCUCGAUAAACAAAGACCCAAACUUUAAACUACAACAGGAAGUCGGAGUGUUGAAUACAUUUAGGAAUAUUGAACUGAAGCCUACAGGUGAUCAGGAUUGAUACACAAAAUAUAAAUACUUAGUGUCACUUUGAACAUUUAAAAGUAAUAUGUUAUUUGUCCAGAGGUCAGUUAUUUAAAAUAUAUAUAAGUUUUAGGUCCUUAUGAAGUCAUUGCAACAUUCAGAGUCCAGUUAAUUUAGACUAAA
Messenger RNA from Larimichthys crocea (large yellow croaker), 2013 nucleotides. It is a transcript of the gene kcnj16a, whose product is annotated as potassium inwardly rectifying channel subfamily J member 16a. The coding region runs from base 129 to 1400 and encodes 423 amino acids. Gene Ontology annotation, cellular component: plasma membrane. Gene Ontology annotation, biological process: regulation of monoatomic ion transmembrane transport; potassium ion import across plasma membrane. Gene Ontology annotation, molecular function: inward rectifier potassium channel activity. NCBI's taxonomy places the organism in Eukaryota, Metazoa, Chordata, Actinopteri, Sciaenidae. The transcript is spliced from 2 exons. The record is from RefSeq and is a predicted model, not a curated record.